AUGGCCAAGCCCUCGUCGCCCGACCAGAACCGCCGCGGCAGCGUCGGCACGGUAGACACGGACGACGAUCUUGAAGAGCCGUUCGACCUGGACAUGGGCGUGGAAGCCGUGGCGCAGCUCCUGGCGCGCAAGGCCGAAGAGCUGGCCCAGCUGCAACGCACUCACGACGAGUACGUCAAGUCCAGCUGCGAGUACGAGCGCGAGCUUGAGAUCGAGGUCGACCGGUACGAGAAGAAGACGCAGCAGCUCGAGGCCGUGACGUUGCAGCUUGAGCGAGACAAGAGCGACCUGAGUGACAGUGUCAAUGGGGCCAAGGAGGAGCUCUCGAGCUCUCAACGUCGAGAGCACAUGCUGCAGACGCAGCUUGAAGAGAUGAAGUGGAAGAUCCAACGACUCGAGCAAGUGAACGACGAGCUCGAGACCGCGGCCCGCAUCGCCCAAGCCAGUAUCGAGGACCUCCAGCACAAGUCCGAGACGCUGCUGGAGCAGAACGUGUUCCUGCAGCACGAGAAGGAGGAGCUGCUCAAGCAGCUUUCAUCCAUUAUCAUUGCAGAGGUGCACCCCGCCACCGCAGGACAAGUGUCGAUCUCCAGGAGUGCGAGCGCUCGCUAUUCCCGUAAAUCUUCCUCUCACGUGACGGAACCACCUCCCGCGGCCCCAGUUCAGCAGGAUAAUACUCGGAAAGGCAGGAAGCGAAAAGGGCGGCGCCCGGAAGUGCUGGAGACCUGUCUCCACCUCACCUGUCGAAAGUGCCGGCAUAAUGUACCACACGCACACAACGGAGGCAGCGACGAGCUGGGACCGGUCGCCGCGUUCUUUGAAAGGCUCCGAGUUUUCCUGUUCGGCCCCGAGCGCGAGCGCUGAUCUACUCAAUUUUUGGGGGAUGGAUGGCUCAAGACUCCCCAGGAUCUGGCAUUGAAUCGGCUCACUUCCUAAUCGACUGUGUUCCCCACGCAAGCGAUACCAACAAGCUCUUCACCGACUCAACGACACCUCGGAGGCUGUACAGCAAUCAUGGAGCGAUUCACCACUCUCUCGGCGACUCUGCUGUUGUUGGCGAUUGCUUGGAGUGUCGACGCCAAACCGUGCACGGACAAGGAGCUGAGCGUCUUCAAUGAAGUUUCUGCUCAAGUGAACAAGUGCCGCACGGACACCAAUCUCAACUUCCAGAUCCCGCCGCGUUCGAGUCUAGCGACGAAGCAGCAGUCGGCUCUGUGCAAGUCAAAGGCUUGCCAGACCAUGAUCGGAGCCAUUGACGACUUGGACAUUCCCCGCUGCGAGGCGGCUUUCGACAAGAAGAACAUGACUCUGCAAGCUGGUCUCGACAGGUUCG
Molecule: messenger RNA, 1333 nt
Organism: Phytophthora sojae
Lineage: Eukaryota; Oomycota; Peronosporomycetes; Peronosporales; Peronosporaceae
Exons: 1
Coding region: 1-864 (287 amino acids)
Biological process (GO): vesicle transport along microtubule; cell migration; microtubule nucleation
Cellular component (GO): kinetochore; kinesin complex; centrosome
Molecular function (GO): microtubule binding
Source: RefSeq, a predicted model, not a curated record